This is a messenger RNA of Fusarium verticillioides 7600, 183 nucleotides long. RefSeq lists its product as hypothetical. The coding region runs from base 1 to 183 and encodes 60 amino acids. NCBI's taxonomy places the organism in Eukaryota, Fungi, Ascomycota, Sordariomycetes, Hypocreales, Nectriaceae. The record is from RefSeq and is a predicted model, not a curated record. The transcript is spliced from 2 exons.
AUGAGAUACAGUCUUAUCAUUCUCGCUGGCAUCGCUGCAGUCCAAGCCGCUGUUGCAGCACCCCCAGUAGACGGCCAUCUUUCGGCUCGCGAUCGUACAGUUGCUCGUGCUGAGCUGAACAGCCCCGGUGGAAAGGAUUGGAAACGUGCUGAGGUGGACAGCCCCGGUGGAAAGGACUGGUAA